AAUUAGUUUUCCCAUCGUCUUCAAAAUCAACUCAGUCCAUUCAUGGUUUCAGAUUAAAAAAUAUAACAAAAUUAGCGUUUUCUUUUUGUUUGUUUCUAGAGAAAUUAACAUCUGACCAAUUAUCGUCGGCUGCAAAUGAAUAUACCGGAGCAGAUACAUGAUGAAUAUUUCGUUCGUGAUUUUAAAUAUGAUUUAGCUGAGGGAUUUUUCGGAUAUGAAAAAUUGAUGGCGGAUUUAAAUCGCAUUAACAACCAGAUUGUUGAAAACCACAUUUUAAUUAAUGAUACUGUUUACAAAAUACUUGAUCCACAUCUUACUAAACGGCGUUUGCAUCGGAGAGCAGAAGGGAUAGUGUGGGCUUAUAAAUAUCAAUCUAGGAAAUCUUGGGCAAAAAAAAAAGCAAUAUGAAACUUCUAACUCUUUUGAUAUGUUUUCUCGUAGUAAUGAAUAUCCUAAAUAUUUCACAAUAACUAUUUCUCAAUCUCACAAUGGAGUAUUUUCAGAGGGCAGUGUGUCUUUUAAAUUUCUACGAUGUUCCUUAUAUUUUGUUUCCUUUAGAAUUUAUAUGGAUGAUGUCUGGUCGUCGUGGAUUCCAUUUAAACAAUGGGGAGGAAAUUUCUUUAUAGAGGAUGGUUUUCCAAAUUCUUCGCAUGAUUUAAUUUUAGGUGUCAAAUAUAGGAGAUUAUCCGGUUUAAGUGAUAGAGUUGGUUUUGAGAUAAUUAAGAAUAGUUUUUUUGAGUUGAUUCAGUAUCCCGAUAGGACAUUUGAUGCUGAGGGCGUGGCUAAUAUAACUUUUGUAUUUGCCGAGAGUUUGCGGUUCCGCUCGGUCUAUAAGGUGUUGGCUGAGAAUCAAGGAGCUAAAUUUACUACGGGGACAAAUAUUAACCUCAAAUGUGUUUUAAAAUGGGCUGAUAGAUCAACUGAGCUCUUAAUUCAUUCUUUUAAACCUGAGGAAGCUAUCAAAUCAAUUGACGAAACGCAUCGAGAUGUCAAUCUUAUUACCCCAUCUCGUCAUGUAAGGUUCGAAGAUGUUCCGGAAAUGGGCGACAACACUUAUGUGCGGGUGAGGAAGAUGUGAAUUGAAGACAAAAAGAAGGGAAAAGAAGCAGCAAAAGCUGGGAAAGAAGCAAAGAAAGAAGAAGUGACCAAUAUUCUGUUUCUAAUUAGUUUCUCAAGUCAUAAUAGGAUCGCAUGGCAUGGAUGUUUUGAUUGUUUAGUCUGCAAUGUAAUGGGCCUUUUGUUUUGUGGCAGAAGCCAAAGAUUAAACAUUUGAGUUUUGAUUGUUUUGUGGCAUGGAUGUUUUGAUUGUUUUUAGAAGUAUGUUAAAGGGUUCA
Molecule: messenger RNA, 1334 nt
Organism: Mercurialis annua (annual mercury)
Lineage: Eukaryota; Viridiplantae; Streptophyta; Magnoliopsida; Malpighiales; Euphorbiaceae
Exons: 2
Coding region: 428-1078 (216 amino acids)
Biological process (GO): negative regulation of translation
Molecular function (GO): rRNA N-glycosylase activity
Source: RefSeq, a predicted model, not a curated record